CGGAGGGAGGGCUGUCGUUUAGAAAUGCAUGUAUGCCUCUGCCUGUGGCUAGCAGAGUAAUAGCUGUUAUGAAUGCAGUUGAUUGGGGAAAGUUUCAACAGGCCACAACAAUAUAAAUGGAAUAAAGAUGCUCACGGAGUAAGGGAAGGAUAAAAAAACAGAAUUAUCUGUUUUAUAAAGGUUCGUUUGAUUUUACAGCUCAGCAGUGAGGAUUGUAAAACCUUUGAAAUUGCAGUGGUGCCCCAUCUUUCCUGCCUGCAGGCAGGGUGAAUGGGACCAGGUCCAUCUGCUGGCCAGAUCAGGUCAGUGGGCCCAGUACAGCCACAUGGGUAUAUCAGGCCCUGCCCAAGCCAUAUCUGUGCACCUGGAUAGGGCCCCUGGCUCAACCCAGCUGCAUGUGAACAAUCCCUCAGCAUGGGAUCAGUCUGGCUAGGGCUGAUCCAGCCAGGGAGCAGUGCGGGUGUUAAUUGCUGCCACUCCCUACUGCUAAAUUUCUGGACCCAUAGGGAUACCUUUGGACUAGAUUACAUAGCUCUGCAGGCCAGGGAUUGAGGGUGUCUACAUGGAAUUAAGUUCAAACUGAAGGCAUUAUACUUGAAGUUUGGAAGAGAUUUAUUUUUAUAUUCGAUACAAAUUAUCUGUUUAUGCAUAAACCACAUGCUGAACACAGCUGGAUAGGUCUCUUGUACCCAGUGAAUUGUGAACAGUGCUGCUUCUUUUAAGUAACGGUUGGGUGUGUUCUCUUUGGCUUUGUUGGCAGAGAUUGGAAUGCAGAAUAGAAAUACACAUCUCUAAGGGAACUGCUGUUGAAGUUGACAAUGAGCGAGGUGCUCGCUUUACAGGAAAAGCAAGAGGAUGAGGAGGGAGAGGAAAGUGAAGAAGAUGACAUGACAUGUGGAGACUUGGGAAAUGGACUUGGAAGAAGACCUGGUGGUGUCUAUGAAAUGGGUGGUUUAAAUGUGCUCACAUUUAGAUCUAGGAAAGGUUCUGAUAAGAUUUUCAGCCCUUUUCUCUCCAUGAAGAAAAUGGAAGAAAAGGAUGUGGCUGUUUUUCACUGUUCAAAAUGUAAUGGGUUAUAUGAUGUUUCAUCCAAGAAGUUUGGAAUAAUUGGAGCUGCUAGUUUCAGCCGACAAAAUAGCUCUGAGUCUAAUUAUGAAGUGCCAAAUGAAGAAUUAAAGCAACACCUUCAAGAAGCUCUAGAGGAGAUAGAGAUUUUAAAAGUUGAACUGGAAACAUCACAAAGACAACUUGAAGGGAAAGGUGAAGCAUUAAGAAUUCUACAAAACAUGGCUGUGUUUAAUAAAGCCACUAGUCAUACAAAGGCAAUGCUUCAAAAAGCUGAGGAAGAAAAGCGAACUUUAGAAAAGGAAAUAAAUGCUUUGCAAUGGGAGAUUGAAUAUGAUCAGGAUCGAUUUAAAAACAUAGAAGAGACCUGGACAGAAAAAUAUGAUAGGAUAUAUUGUGAAAAUGCAGCUCUUAAGGAAACGCUGAAACUGAGAACAGAUGAAGUCAAGAGUCUUAAAUCUGAAAAUACAAUUCUGAGUCAGCAGCACUUGGAAUUUCUUGCAAUGCUUGAUGUGAAACAACAGAAAAUUGUUCAGGAAAACAUGUCUUUUAAAACUGGAUUUACAGAUAUUACAGGUCUUGAAUUGGCAGUUCUUGGAGCCUGCACCUGUAAUCCUUCUGGAGAGCCCUGUUCCUGUGCCAAAAUGUCAGCUGUAACUCGAAAGCAGCUCCUGCAGCUCAAACAAGAGAUUGAACGUCUGAAGAAAAGUAAAGAUGAAGCUUACAUAAUGGCAGAUGCCUUCAGGAUUGCAUUUGAGCAGCAGUUAAUGCAGAGGAAGGACCAGGCUCUGAGGUUCACACAAGUGAAUAAGCUCCAUAAAAAAGAAACAAAAUUUAUAAACUGGAAACGUCUAAAAGAGGAUGGACACAUCACUUUACAAGGGAACAAGAAAAGUCUGGGACAAAAAUUAGCAGGCAUGCUCAUUUCUGAUGCAGACUGUAGGAAAAUGGAAGAAUUGGAUAAUCCUCAUGAAGCACUUCGGGUGUUGGUAGAUUUGCUGAAUGAUAAAGAGGAAGCUUUGGCUCAUCAGAGAAAGGUUAGUUACAUGCUGGCCCGUGCAAUGGAAUUAAAAGAGGAAACUUCAAAGCAAAGUAAAGAAAAUAAUCUUUCAGGAGAGAGCAUAACUCAGGAGAACUGUCAAUACAGCACCACAGAAUCCCAAGAAUCAUCUCAUUGUGCAUAUUCUUGUUGCCAAAAUCCCGGUUCUCAGAACAGCACUUGCUCAACUUACAAUACAAAAGUACUUAAAAAUUCAUUGAGAUCACUUAGAAAAUCAUAUUCCUGGCCCCCUGGGACCAUGCAUUGUAAAGAAAAUGAUGUACAUGAAAUAGGUAAAACUACAGAUGUCGACUCCACAUCUUAAAUACACUUGGAAUUUAAAAGAAGAAAAAUGUCUGGUAAUGCCAAGGGAUAAGGAAACCUACAGAAGUUGAAUGUUAUCCAGGAAGUGCCAAACAUGUAAAUGUUAUAUUUGUAAUCAAAAUCCCAGGAAAAUCUGUUGUAUAAGCUAU
Molecule: messenger RNA, 2577 nt
Organism: Gavialis gangeticus (Gharial)
Lineage: Eukaryota; Metazoa; Chordata; Crocodylia; Gavialidae
Gene: CCDC125
Product: coiled-coil domain containing 125
Exons: 12
Coding region: 819-2429 (536 amino acids)
Biological process (GO): negative regulation of cell motility; negative regulation of Rho protein signal transduction
Cellular component (GO): cytoplasm
Source: RefSeq, a predicted model, not a curated record